AUGCACUACCAGCGGUUGCGGCUGGAACGGGUCGGUCUGAUUAGAGUGAUCUGGACGGUGUACGACGGAUGGUGCGUGCGCCUGGUUGAUGUAAAGACCCGAAUGAGAGAGUCGGAGCGAUGGGACUGGUUCUGUAUCGUCAUCUUCGACGAGCGUCGAGCUGGCGUACAGUUCCUGUGCUUCAUCGUAUGGGAGCUCGGCGGACGACGCUGCUGUAGGAGAAGCAGAGGGGAACGAGAACGGGAUUUGGCGAUGGGGUCGAUUUGA
Molecule: messenger RNA, 267 nt
Organism: Pseudozyma hubeiensis SY62
Lineage: Eukaryota; Fungi; Basidiomycota; Ustilaginomycetes; Ustilaginales; Ustilaginaceae
Exons: 1
Coding region: 1-267 (88 amino acids)
Source: RefSeq, a predicted model, not a curated record